Leptinotarsa decemlineata (Colorado potato beetle) is the source of this 945-nucleotide messenger RNA. Its product is annotated as cilia-and flagella-associated protein 96. Lineage: Eukaryota; Metazoa; Arthropoda; Insecta; Coleoptera; Chrysomelidae. Gene Ontology annotation, cellular component: centrosome; cytoplasmic microtubule. The record is from RefSeq and is a predicted model, not a curated record.
AUGGCGAAAACUGGAGAAAUAGGCAACCUGUACGGCAAACCCGACAUAGAACGACUCGGCCUCUUCUCUGAAAUGCCCUACAUGAACGGAAAGGGCUACGUAUCGUUGUUCCCGAAGCCCCGCGUCAACAAAGGACGAAACAUAAUGGGAGAGGGGCCCAAAGUGAAGACCGGCAAGCAGGACUGCUACUUUGAUAAAGAGUUCAAAAGGUUGUUCGUCGGCGAGGCCCUCAAAGGUAGGGGAAUGAAGAAGGCACCGAAGGUGAAGAACGUUUCGGAAAAACCCUUCGUUCCAGCCGGCGAAACGAAACUACACUCGACUCCUGGGGAUCACUACGGUACCUUCGGAGGGAGGAUCGAAGCCUUUGGAAACCUUCGGAGGCCGAAGCCGCCUUACAAGAGAGAACCUAGGAACGCAGUAACGAGCCUCGGAAAGCAAGGAGGCUACGGCUACGCUAACAUAUGCCUGAGUCCUUAUCCUACCCACGAUGCGGACAGGUACGGCGCCAAGCCGAAGUACAAGAUGUACGGCCGAGUGUUGGACGGCCCCAUGCUCACCAAUCACUACCCCCAGCCUUACUUCGAGCGUAAUCCCUUCAAAGACCCGCCCGAUAUAAAGCCGGGGCCUACUUACGUGAGGCCGCAGGAGAAGACGCUGCCUCCCUUACCGCCUGGCAAGUUGGUCCCCACGGGGCCAGCGAAGCUUCCCGGAGGAUGCCACGCCGGUUGCUUUGAUAAGUUUCCGGAGUACAAGCCCGACAAGUAUCUCACUCUUUAUGAAGUGCUUAAGCCGAAGAAACGCACUGGGGGGAAAUUCUAUCCCCAGUCGACUGCCGAGAAGACUUUUUAUACGUGUUCCGUGAUCAACGAGAACUUGAGGUUCAGAGUUAACGCGAAGAACCAUGGCUCUUUCGAACCAACCUACAUAAAAUAUUUGGUUGAUUGA